AUGGAGUAUAUUGCAUACACAGAUGCCAAACUUUAGUUUAUUGGAACUCGCAAGCACUUUUUUAGGGAUAAAUAAUAUUACGUGAGUGUUUUUGAGGAUUAUUUUGUCAUGGGCAUUGUAAGUCAUUCCACCCUUAUAAAAUAGACAAGUGAUACGUAGUCACCAAAAUACAAAAUCAACAUUGAUCUCAAUAUUAAAUUAAAUUGGGACUUGAAGAAACAGAAAAACAAUAUAAUUAUUUAAUCUUUUGCUUUUCCAUACAACAAUUCAUACAAGACACUUUAUGCUGACCACAACGAUUUGAUGAAGUAACUUUGAUUUAGUAUUACUAUAUCUUUCAGAUUCAAAGAGCUUCUUGGUCUCUCAGUAACAUACGAAGGCAUAGGCGAUCUCUAUAUUCCAAUUUUAUAAAUUGGGAAGGGAAGUUCAGCUAAAGUAAGCAUCAAAAUUACGUUAAGGUAUACAGUGCUUAAAAUGUUUUGGAUUAAAACACGUAUGCGAUAAAAGCGAUCGAGAAGUCGUUUUUAAACUAAACGGAAAAAGGACAGGGCUUGGUACUUUAACCCAAUCUAUGAACUAGGCAGCCUAUAAGAUGGAAGUGCGGAUUCUCAAAAUCCUCUCACCUUUUUCUUAGAGCUUUCUUAAUUUAAAGGAGAUAUAUGAAGGAGAUCAAACCUACUAUUUGGUAACAGAUUACUUGGAGGGAGCCAGUCUGAGUGAAGAAAUCGAGAGAGCAAAAGUAACAUUUGAAUUAAUUAUUAGAAUCUCCCUGAUCGUAGAUUGCCUGUCCAAACAAUUAAAAUAUUAAUGUACAAAUUAUUAUCAAAUUUAGCCUUGCUGCAUGAAAAUAAAGUAUUUAAUAAAAUAUAAUGCAAGAUUAUUCACAGAGAUCUCAAACCUGACAAUCUGAUGUUUGCUAAGAAAAAUGAUUACUCCUCAUUGGUUCUAGUGGAUUUCGGAUUGGCCACUCUAGAAAAUCUUGAAAAGUAUACAAAAAAAUAAGAGAAUAUCAUAGAUUUCUAUUUCCUAAAUGUGGAACUCCAGGGUAUGUGGCUCCAGAGGUUCUUAAUUUAAAUCCUUAGAAUAGAUACACAACCAAAGUGGAUAUCUUUAGUAGUGGUUGUAUUCUUUAUAAAUUGUUAACUGGAAAAAGCAUUUUUGGAGGCAAAACAUUUGACGAUGUUUUGAGAGCAAAUAAGAAAUGCUUUAUUGAUUUGGAUCUUCCUCCUGAUCACAUUUAUUUGACAGAUCUUUCUCUUGUAAUCAAUGCAACAUAUAAUCGUAGAAUUUAUUAAGUUAAUUAUUGAACAAAAAUGCAAAUUCAAGAAUAACUGCUAGAUAAGCACUUCGUCAUCCUUUUUUUGAUUAAAUCAAUGAAUAAAGCACUUAAGUGUUGUCCACUUUUGCAACCAACGUGAAGUUAAGUCACAAUGGGAACAUAAAUUUAUAAUGCGAAGAAUAGAUGUCCAAAUAUGAAAUUGAGGAGAAUUAGGUGAAUUGUGAAAUGAAGGAAGAGGAAUAGAAUACUAUUUCAAUUCCUGCAACAAAACGAUGCUCUUUAAUGAAUGAGUUCUAAUCCUCGUCUAAAUCUCCAACUAAGUUUUAUUAGAAAGAACCUUCAUCUACCAUGAGGUGCUUUAAAUUGUUUGAUUUGGCUAGUCCUAGGGGAGAUUCAAAUGAAAUCGAAAGUGAAUGA
Paramecium octaurelia is the source of this 1696-nucleotide messenger RNA. Lineage: Eukaryota; Ciliophora; Oligohymenophorea; Peniculida; Parameciidae. The record is from the annotation of a GenBank genome assembly.